AUGUUCAAGAAGGACUUGUCGGCGGGCGCAAAGUCCAAAGUAAAGUCCUCGGUUCAGCGGGGCAUCAGAGCCAAAGUGCUCGAGACGUAUCCGAACCUCGAGCCUUGCAUUGACGACAUCUUGCCCAAGAAGAGUCAACUGGACUUGUUGAAACUUCCCGACCGCGUCUCCCUAUAUGUCCUCGACGAUCGCCCCCUCUUCUACCAACACAUGGACGACCCUAUCAUCCCCCACCUGAAACUGGUCCACCAAUACCCGCAAUGUUUCAAACACCUGCGCAUUGACCGCGGCGCUAUCCGCUUCGUCCUGUCCGGCGCCACGCUGAUGGUUCCUGGUCUCACCUCCGCCGGUGGCUGGUUACCCGACAAGGACCAAGAGGUCAAAGCGGGGGAUGUUGUUGCCAUCACCGCAGAAGGGAAGGAAGAGGUAUGUAUGAUCGGGAUCUUGGAGGUGGGGACCGAGGAGAUGAAGGCGAAGAAAAAGGGCGUGGCGAUGAGUUCGGGACACUAUCUCGGGGAUGGGCUGUGGAAGAUGGAACUGAGUUGA
Fonsecaea nubica is the source of this 546-nucleotide messenger RNA. RefSeq lists its product as hypothetical. The transcript is spliced from 3 exons. The coding region runs from base 1 to 546 and encodes 181 amino acids. The record is from RefSeq and is a predicted model, not a curated record. Lineage: Eukaryota; Fungi; Ascomycota; Eurotiomycetes; Chaetothyriales; Herpotrichiellaceae. Gene Ontology annotation, biological process: formation of translation preinitiation complex. Gene Ontology annotation, molecular function: RNA binding.